AUUUCCUUGCAAAUCAAGAAAAUGAAGGCUUUAUGUAGAGAGAGACCUUGAGGUCCAUGAUUCCUGUCAAAAAUUAAUCCAUGGAGGGAUUAUUAGUGAUUAUUCUUGUUAUUGCAAGUUUUAGUUCAAUAUCAACAGAAAAUGUAGGCAAUGGUAAUGCAAAUAAUGUAAAAUGUCGAGCCACAGAUCGUGAAGCGCUUCUUGAUUUCAAGAAUGGCCUGAAUGAUCCUGAGAAUCGACUCUCGUCAUGGCAUGGUAUCGACUGUUGUAUCUGGAGGGGCAUUGGAUGCAAUAAUGCUACAGGUUCUGUUACCAAAAUAGACCUUCACAAUCCAUAUCCAGACUUGACUACUAGUGCCAGGUAUGGAUUCUGGAACUUGAGUGGAGAAAUUAGGCAUUCAUUGCUGAGUCUCAAGUCAUUGCAGCACUUAGACUUGAGUUCUAACACAUUUGAUGGCGUCCUGAUUCCUGAAUUUCUCGGUAAUCUAAAGAAUUUGCAGUAUCUGAACCUGUUCGAUGCUGGAUUCAGUGGUAUUAUCCCUCCAAAUCUUGGAAACCUCUCUAAUUUGCAAUAUCUGGAUGUUUCUUCAGGAUCUUUAAGCUUAACUCUUGAUGGUUUCCAAUGGAUAACUGGACUUACUUCAUUGAAACAUCUUGAAAUGAAAUCCGUUGACCUCUCUUUAGUUGAGUCGAAUUGGCUGGAAAUGUUAAACAUGUUGCCUCAUUUAACCGAGCUGCAUCUUGCAUCGUGUUUCUUGUUCGGUUCCAUUUCAUCACUUGAUUCUGUUAAUUUCACUUCACUUGCUGUUAUAGACCUUAGUUUUAACAGUUUCAACUCAAUGUUCCCUGAUUGGCUUGUCAAUAUCAGUAGCCUUGUCUAUGUUGAUUUGAGUAAUUGCAUGCUUAGAGGAAGGAUUCCUCUUGGAUUCGGCGAUCUUCCGAAUCUAAAAUACUUGAAUCUUGCCAUGAAUGGCAACCUUAGUGCCAGUGGCCAAUCACUUUUCAAGGGUAAUUGGAAAAUGAUAGAGGUUCUUGAUCUAGCAUUGAAUCAAGUACACGGGAGACUUCCUGCUUCCAUUGGAAAUAUGACAACUCUCACUGAUUUUGAUUUGUUUGAUAAUUCUGUUGAAGGUGGAAUACCAAGCACAAUUGGCAGGCUCUGCAAGUUAGUAAAUUUCGAUAUAUCUGGGAAUAAAUUGACAGGAAGUUUACCUGAGAUACUCGAGGGGUCGGAAGACUGUUUUUCCAAGAGUCCUUUUCCCAACUUGGUUCAGUUAAAAUUGACCGGCAAUAACUUAACUGGUAGAUUACCAGAAUGGUUGGGUGAGCUCAAAAAUCUUGAGGAACUAUCACUUGUUGCCAACUUGUUUGAAGGCCCUAUACCAGAAUCUUUAGGGGCACUCCAAAAUUUGACAGAUUUAAAUCUAGCAGGCAACAAAUUAAAUGGAACUCUACCUGAGAGUAUAGGGCAACUUUCAAACUUGUCUUUUCUUGAUGUUUCUCUUAAUUCUCUAACUGGCAUUUUAACCGAGGCACAUUUCUCCAAGCUAAUCAAGCUAAAAAUUUUAGUUCUUUCUUCUAAUUCCUUUGUUCUGAAUGUCAGUUUGGAUUGGAUUCCUCCAUUCCAAAUCCGUAAUCUUGACAUGGGCUCCUGCAACUUGGGACCUUUAUUUCCGGCUUGGCUUAAAUCGCAGCACGAGCUUAUGUACCUCGGCCUCUCCAAUUCAAGCAUCUCAGGUUCCAUACCUAACUGGUUCUGGGACCUCUCGUUUAAUCUUUCACUACUUAAUGUCUCUUUCAAUCAAUUAGCAGGUCAAUUGCCAAAUUCAUUUCAAGUUAUUCCAUAUGCGGAUAUAGAUUUUAGUUCCAACUUUUUCGAAGGAUCCAUUCCUCUUCCUGGGGUUCCAAUAGAGCUACUUGAUCUGUCAAACAAUAGAUUCCGAGGUCCCAUUCCUCAGAAUAUCAGUAAAUUCAUGCCAGACUUGAUUUUUCUCUCUCUUUCUGGUAACCAACUCACAGGACAUAUACCAGAUGAUAUAGGAAAUAUGGUGUUACUUCAGGUGAUAGAUCUUUCCGGAAAUAAUUUAACUGGAAGCAUCCCUACAAGUGUAGGAAACUGUACUUAUCUGAAAGUCUUAGACCUUGGAAACAAUCGCAUUGUCGGUUCAAUUCCAGAUUCUUUAGGCCACUUGAAUCAGCUUCAGUCACUACACUUGAAUGACAACAUGAUCUUGGGUGAGCUACCAUCUUUAAAAAAUUUAUCGAGUUUGGAGACUCUGGAUCUCGGAAACAAUCAGUUAGAAGGUAGUCUUCCACCAUGGAUUUCUGAAGGCUUUUCCAGUCUCAGAAUCCUUAACUUGAGGUCAAAUGCAUUUUCAGGGGAAAUCCCCCCUGAGCUUUCGAACUUAAGUUCUCUCCAGGUUCUUGAUCUUGCUGAAAACAACUUCACAGGGCGAAUUUCACCAGCCUUUGGACACCUAAAAGCCAUGGCACAAGAGCAAAGGAUAAAUAAAUAUCUCUUUUAUGGGAAGUACAGAGGUCUGUAUUUCGAGGAAAACUUGGUUGUCAAUUUGAAUAUUCGACCUCAGCUGUUCACCAAGACUCUCUCCCUCUUGACCUCUAUAGAUCUAUCUGGAAACAGCUUGUAUGGAGAGAUUCCAGUGGAAUUGACAAAAUUGCACGGCCUUAUGUUUUUGAAUUUAUCAAGAAAUCUAGUCAGUGGCCAUAUCCUAGAAAGCAUUUCGAGCUUGCGCCAAUUGGUAUCCCUUGAUCUUUCAAGUAAUAAGCUCUCUGGUCCCAUUCCUUCGAGCAUAACUUCAUUAUCAUUUCUGAGUUAUCUCAAUUUGUCGAACAACAAUUUAUCGGGUAAGAUCCCUGAAUCUGGUCAGAUGUCAACAUUUAAUGCAUACGCCUUUGAGGGUAACACUGACCUUUGUGGAGCUCAGCUUGGGGUGAAGUGCACCGAUGAAGACUCGAAGGGUGGAAACAACACACAAAAUGGGAACAACGAUUAUGACAGCAAUGACAAGUUCAUCGAUAGAUGGUUCUAUCUAAGCAUAGGCCUAGGAUUUGCUGCAGGCAUUCUCAUUCCUUACCUUAUUUUAGUGAUCAAAAAACCAUGGAGAGAUGGCUAUUUUGAUUUUGUGGAUAAGGUGGCUAACAAAUUAUUAUCUGUUAGCAGCAGAAAAUUACCUGCUAAAAAAUGAUGAAAGUGUGACACAUUCUCAAAGAUGGAGCCUUUUGCUUUAAAUUCCUUGUUUAGAAGCUUUGAACUGAAUCUUAUUGUACAAAAAAAGUAUAUCUUUGUUAUAGUGUGUGAAAAUGAACCUUGUUUUGUUAGUUUGAAUUAUAAAUCAGAAAUAUUUUUUUUACA
Molecule: messenger RNA, 3373 nt
Organism: Olea europaea var. sylvestris
Lineage: Eukaryota; Viridiplantae; Streptophyta; Magnoliopsida; Lamiales; Oleaceae
Product: LRR receptor-like serine/threonine-protein kinase FLS2
Exons: 1
Coding region: 81-3206 (1041 amino acids)
Molecular function (GO): protein binding
Source: RefSeq, a predicted model, not a curated record